Vollenhovia emeryi is the source of this 2320-nucleotide messenger RNA. Its product is annotated as neurotrimin-like. Lineage: Eukaryota; Metazoa; Arthropoda; Insecta; Hymenoptera; Formicidae. The transcript has 8 exons. The record is from RefSeq and is a predicted model, not a curated record. Bases 198 to 1403 code for a protein of 401 amino acids. Gene Ontology annotation, cellular component: neuron projection.
CGCAGUACGCUCGGCUCACCGCGACGCUCGGCGUCGCGGUCGCGUCGCGGAGAGCGCGGACGUCGGCGCGGAACGCCGAGGGGCGAGCGCGCGAGCACGCAGGCGCCCGCGUGGUUGGCGGCAAAGCGGAACCGCGUCGCGACGCCCGGCGCGCGUUUACUCCUCAGUUGACGUAGCCGCGUCGCCGACGUAGCAACAUGCUCCCCGUUCUCGCGAUCCCGGUGUUCUGCGUCGCGACAUGGGUAUCCGCGCUGAACGAUCCGUCAUCAGAUUUACCCAGAUUUGGCCAACCGUUGAGCAACCUCACAGUCUCGGUGGGUCGCGAAGCCGUUUUCACCUGUACCGUCGAGGGUCUCGGACCAUACAAGGUAGCGUGGCUACGAGUCGAUACGCAGACGAUUCUGACGAUAGCAAGUCACGUUAUUACGAAGAAUCAUCGGAUCGCUGUGACACAUAUUGGCCAUCGUUUGUGGUCUUUGCACAUAAAAGACACACGCCAGACCGACAGCGGUUGGUACAUGUGCCAGGUUAAUACUGACCCGAUGUCCAGCAUCACUGGAUUUCUCGAAGUCGUUGUGCCGCCGGACAUCCUGGACUAUCCCACCAGCACGGACAUGGUGGUGCGGGAGGGUAGCAACGUGACGCUACGGUGCGCGGCGACAGGAACACCGCAGCCGACGGUCACAUGGCGUCGUGAGGCGGGCGGCACGAUCAGCUUGUCGAAUUGGCAGGCCGGGAGUAUCGUGGGCCCGGAGCUGGAAAUAACACGAAUCACGCGUCUCCAUAUGGGACCGUAUCUCUGCAUAGCGUCCAACGGGGUGCCACCAACAGUCAGCAAGCGGAUCCUCCUCACUGUUCACUUUCAGCCAAUGGUGUGGAUCGAGAAUCAGCUAGUGGGUGCUUACGAGGGGCAAACUCUUACGUUAGAAUGUCGUAGCGAAGCUCAUCCUAGUCCUAUCACUUACUGGACGAGGCCAUCGAACGAAACCAUCGCGAAUGACGAGAACUAUAAGGUCGAGACAAUUCCUAAAGGAUUAUACGAAAUGACGAUGAAGCUCGUCAUAAAGUCCAUACGAGCGCAGGAUUUCGGAUCCUUUCGGUGCGUGGCGACCAACUCCCUCGGGGAGACCGACGGCAAGAUAAAACUUUACAGGAUCGAUAAACCGCCAACAACGCGCAGACCAGGCACGAGGCGGGAGUCAAAGAAGACGUGGAAGAUCGAUCACAACCACGAGAAGGCCGUCGGUAUGAAAGACGAGCCGAUGCUAAAGGGCGACGAUAUUGGUGACGAGCAGAUCGAUUUUCAAUCGGCGACGGCCUCGUCGUCGUUUCAUCGUCACUUACUUACGAAUCUCGGGAUAACUGCCAUGACUGUGAUACUAGCCGGUGGCUUAUCCACGUAGGCCAUCAUUGUGCAUCUAGAAACUAUUACGAUUAACGCAAGACGUUCUCCGGAUACGAGACCAGGUCAUGGUACGCUGGCGAACGUUACAACGAAGGAAUGUUGAUAAGAAUGAUGCUGCGUAGGUUCGCUGCUCUCCGUAAAAGAUCUCUUCCUGUUGUACAUGAAAUUUGCGUAGAGCGAAGGGUCGUUUUUACAUGGGGUCUCCGGAGUACCCGGCUGAUCGGGCCAGAGUGACCAGGGUACUUCGCGAGAAGCGUAAUUAACACAUUGCAAGCCGAACUAAUAGACUUUCCUCCCUAAAGACGUAGAAAGCCACCAAUCUAUUAACCCCUUUGCGCCAUAGUAGCUGGCUUUUACCGUUUCCAUUCCAAGCGGUAACUCUGUUGACCUCGCCAUCACGUGAAAAAGAAAAUCUGUAGUUCCAGUAGGGACGGACAUACAUAUUAUUUGCGAUAAUAUUUUUGGAUUUGUUAAUAACACAAAUGCCGACAAAAAAAAUUAUAUUUCUAUUCACUCACUAAAUUAUACUUUAUGCAAAUACAUUUUCUAUUUUUACAUUUAUCACAAUUUAAGCGUCUAUUUUAAUUUGUCGAAAAUUGCAUUUAGUAAAAUACUAUUUGUUUUACAAACACACGUAAAUAAUGGCAUUGCUGCGAAUAUAUGUUGUCAUCAUUUUUGCAUUUCAAAAUGUUAACUAACAAGUGUAUAUAGCUUGCAAUAUGCUAAUAAUAUCUAAAUGUACAAGGGCGUAAAGAAUGGAAAGUGAAUGUAUUAUAUUGCAUUACAUGUAGUUGGAUUUUAAAUAAUUUUAAAUGUAAAAAGUCGUUGUCUGUUGUUUACUAAAAUUUGCAGUCAUCUUUUUUGCCUGAUUUUAAAGAAUAUAUAUACGCAGAAAUUUUAAUUUCAUUUCCUUCU